Messenger RNA from Serendipita indica DSM 11827, 654 nucleotides. The record is from the annotation of a GenBank genome assembly. Lineage: Eukaryota; Fungi; Basidiomycota; Agaricomycetes; Sebacinales; Serendipitaceae.
AUGGAGUCUCCCAUUAGCGAACUCUCAAUUGAGUCCGUUGUCGCUGCGAUCCCGCAAGUUGGUGAGCGGACUACUGAUUGGUCACUCGCUUCCUCGGAUGACAGAAAAUCACGAGCUUUACUAGCAAAGACAACCACUCAAGCGAAAAAACAUUUGGAAACUCUCACGCUUGUCAUUGGUGCCGCUGAUCGGUACCACAACGCUACCUCCCAAUUAUGUGCCACAUUAUCCGAUCCUGCGACUAUCAAUGUGAGAGCGCUACAGCGUAUCAUCGAACCGUUAUCCACGGAAAUUGGCGAAACAUGGAGAAAGAUUUCCGAGAACGAGGCCUCCAUACUCUCCCUCCGGAAGGAGAUUACCCGCAAUGCCGAGGAAUUAUGCAAGAAAAUAGAGGGUUUGUUGGAUACCAGGGAGAACAGUGGCAAGGCACACAUGCUGCUCACGGAUAUUCAAGUCAAAGUUCAAGAGUUGGCACGAAUCUACGCGAAUGAUAACCUGAUCCUUAAACUACCUGCCCGAAUUCUGAUCCCCGCAAUUGGAUUGGGCGUUGACGUGGUGGGCGAUAUUACCGCUUGGAAUAAAAGCCGUCUCUUGCGUAGUAUCAGACCCAUUAUCUCGCAAUCGAACACUUGUUCGAUGCAAGUGACGAUCUGA